AUGAGAGAGAUCUCUAAGCUAUUUCAUCAGCUUUGUGGGAAAAUCAUACUCUUAUUGGCAUGCCUCCUAAUAGAACUUAUUGUCCUUAUUAGGAAAUUAACAACAGAGGAUACAAGUCCAAUUACCACUGAGCAAUACCUCAAAUUCAUUGAAGAGAAGAACCCCACGAUUUGUUACACCAAAGGGUUGAGGACAGAGCAUGUGGAGUGUAGGGUAUGCUUAUCCGAAUUUGAGGAAGGCGACAAGGUGAGGAACUUGAAAUGCAAACACACAUUUCACAAAGAUUGCUUGGACAAGUGGUUGUUAGAAUAUUGGGCUACGUGUCCACUUUGUAGGAAAAAAGUGUUGCCAGAUGCUGUUGUGUCCAAACAUCGUCAGCUUCUGAAUCAGGUAGAUUUCAAUGGGAAUGAUGAGCAACCUCCCUUUCUGUUAUCCGUAUUACGUGGUGAUUUCCAUGGGAAUCGAAACUUGUCUUCAAGAUAUUCUUAAACA
Molecule: messenger RNA, 492 nt
Organism: Gastrolobium bilobum
Lineage: Eukaryota; Viridiplantae; Streptophyta; Magnoliopsida; Fabales; Fabaceae
Product: probable E3 ubiquitin-protein ligase XERICO
Exons: 1
Coding region: 1-489 (162 amino acids)
Source: RefSeq, a predicted model, not a curated record